AUGUUCUCCUUGACACACUGCAGACACAUCACACGAUGGACCAAAUACCUCGCGCGCAUUUCGAGUGUUCUGCUUGCUAUGGACCUCACGCUUCGUCUUCUGCGAACAUGCUCGGAUUGUUUGAGCCAGCGUCGAUGGCCCCCCUGGGCUCCGAACCGACCGCAAAAGUUCAAUCAUAUCCAAUGCAUGAUGCAUCGUCGCACCCCCCAGCGCAUGACGCUACACACCACCCACCCUUCUUACAUUGUCAAAGUACGCCAAGGCUGGAGAGAUCUUCAGAGGCCACGAUGGAGCCCGGCCACGACGUCAGUGAGAACAUUGUACGGCGGCACAUGUUCCUGCAGCUCUGCUAUUGGAUCAGAAGCUAUCCUGGGAGGUCACCUGAGGCUCGCUAUCUUGCAUAGACCCCGAACAAGCUCCGGACGGUCGGUACACAGCAUUACCAUGGCUCUCUCCAUUGCGAGGCUGUCGACACGCAACAUGACACGGCGCAAUAGAUUAGAUUCAGAAUGGUCGGGCUAUCAUCUUGUCACCCCGUCACGCAGCCCUUGGAGAGGCUUACACGGCAUUGAGGGCUCCAGCGACAUGGCAUUGUCCCGAACACAGCGGUCGCAAGAGCUGCUGCCAUGGGGAUAUACGGUGUGUAAUGCUGUGCCGUAUGACUAG
Molecule: messenger RNA, 666 nt
Organism: Pseudocercospora fijiensis CIRAD86
Lineage: Eukaryota; Fungi; Ascomycota; Dothideomycetes; Mycosphaerellales; Mycosphaerellaceae
Exons: 5
Coding region: 1-666 (221 amino acids)
Source: RefSeq, a predicted model, not a curated record